AUGUUCGGUCUGCAGUUCCCUGUGGCCAGUGGAAGAUGCACACGAGGAGCCUUCAUGACUCUUCUUAGUGUGAAAGAGGACUGCCAGGAGGAGCUGGGCUGUGACUUCAUCCUGGUGAUUGACACUGAGGGGCUGAAAGCUCCAGAGUUGGCUUCCUUGGAGGGCAGUUAUGAACAUGACAAUGAACUGGCCACACUAGUGGUUGGGUUGAGUGAGAUCACCGUAGUCAAUAUGGCCAUGGAAAAUACAUCAGAAAUGAAGGAUAUCUUACAGAUUGUGGUCCAUGCUUUUCUUAGAAUGAAAGAAAUAGGAAAGAGACCCAACUGUCAAUUUGUACAUCAGAAUGUGAGUGAUGUGUCUGCUCAUGACAAGAACAUGAGAGACAGGAAGAAACUUCUGGAACAUCUGAAUAAAAUGAUAAAAUUAGCUGCAGAGAUGGAAAACAAGAGUGAGAUAAAAACUUUCAGUGAUGUCAUGGCAAUACAAUCUGGAGAAAGACAACUGCUACAUUCCUGGGCUCUGGCUUGGGGUCCCACCAAUGGCUCCAGUAAA
This is a messenger RNA of Staurois parvus, 552 nucleotides long. The record is from the annotation of a GenBank genome assembly. Lineage: Eukaryota; Metazoa; Chordata; Amphibia; Anura; Ranidae.